Malus domestica (apple) is the source of this 977-nucleotide messenger RNA. RefSeq lists its product as uncharacterized. The record is from RefSeq and is a predicted model, not a curated record. NCBI's taxonomy places the organism in Eukaryota, Viridiplantae, Streptophyta, Magnoliopsida, Rosales, Rosaceae.
UUUUGGGCUGGAGUCCAAGCUCGGGAAACUCGAGCCCUUCAUCAGCCAGAGGUCCGGUCUAAGCUGGACCGGAGCGUGAUGAACCGGGCCCGGCCCAAUCACGACCUGACUGCAAAAGUUAGAAAAGCAAACACCAGUGUAGAUUGUGGAGUACGCGAGGAAAAGGACUUUGGAAGUUUGGGGAGAAGAAGAAAGGAAGGAAUUUCGGACGUUCCAGCAACAAUGAUAGAAGAUGGUCCCAAGCUCUACGCCAACAAACCCAAGAAAGCGCAGUUGAAACAGUUUCAGGAUCAACACAAAGGGAAGGACUUUUCUUCGCCAUCGCCAUCGACAAUGACGUCGGCUCAGUCUUCGUCUCCGCCGCCACCUCCGCCCCCGAAGGAGUCGUUUGCUCGGCGUUACAAGUUUCUCUGGCCUCUGCUCUUGACUGUCAAUCUGGGCGUUGGAGCUUACCUGUUUAUGAGAACAAAGAAGAAAGACAUAGAGGAAGACGUGACUACUACCGUUCCAACAACAGCUCAAACAACACCUACUACUGAGAAACCCCUACCUUCACCAAGCAUCACAGAGCCUGUGAAAUUGCGGGAACCAAUCCCGGAGGAUCAACAACGCCAACUUUUCAAGUGGAUGCUGGAAGAGAAAAGAAAGGUUAAACCAAAAGAUCCUGAAGAGAAGAAGCGCCUUGAUGAGGAGAAAGCCAUUCUUAAACAGUUUAUCCGGGCAAAAUCCCUUCCAAAAAUCUAACUGUUACCAACAGAAAUAGCCAUUUCUCCUGAUUGACUGGUUUACCACAUUUCUUUUAGGAUUGUUCCGGGAGUGGAUCGUGUCUGCAUAAAUUUAUGUGUCAUUGUCAAUUGAAAAAAGUUGUAAAAUUCGUCGUUGUUGCUUUGUGUAAUACAAGGAAUAUUGUUCUUUUGAAUCAGUGAAUAUGUGGUGCUUUUGGACCUGGAAUAAAUCUUUGUUGCUGCUCUUGUCAA